AUGUCAUCUCCCGCAAUGGCUGCCCGCAAUACUCUGCGUCGCUCCCUACUUUACGUCCCGGGCUCGUCGCAGCGCUUUCUUGACAAGUCUCGCUCUUUGGCAGCAGACUGUCUCACCUAUGACCUUGAAGACAGCGUCACUCCGCACAUGAAAGCGGAGGCCCGCUCCCUCGUGCGGAGAGCGAUCGAUCAGCCCACACCGAGUAACAUCCGGAAACGGGCUGUGCGAAUCAACUCGGUCGACAGUGGUUUGGCACUGGGCGACUUGACCGAAGUGCUGCAAUCCCCGAACUUGACUACAAUUGUUAUUCCCAAGGUCAACUCCGCUUCGGACCUCACCUUCGUCACAGACGUGAUAAAUCACACUCUUGCACAACAGAAGAAUCAAUCUCCUGAGGCUCGUCCCCCAAUUUCUCUCUCGCCCUUGUCGAAUCCGCUAAAUCCACUCACAAACUUAACCCAAAUUUGCUCCUCCACCCCACUCCUCCAAGGUCUCAUUUUCGCUGCCGAAGACUUUGCCCUAGACCUCAGUAUUACGCGUACCCCAUCGUUGACCGAAUUCCUCUUCGCGCGCUCUGCAAUCGCAACAGCCGCCCGCGCCGCAGAGCUCCCUUCGACAAUCGAUCUGGUCUGCACAGCCUACAAAUCCGAUAAAGCGGACGGCUCCCCACCCGCGACGCUGGAAGAGGAGUGUCGCGAUGGAAGGCGACUUGGAUUCAAUGGAAAGCAGUGUAUUCAUCCGACUCAGGUGAAGACGGCGAAUGCUAUUUUUGGACCGGAUGAGGAGGAGACACGGUGGGCUGUUCGGGUUGUUAUUGCAGAUGAGAAGGCUGCUGCUGCUGGUCGGGGUGCUUGGACGUUGGAUGGCAAGAUGAUCGAUGUGCCGGUGGCCGAGAAGGCAAGGCUAUUGUUAGGAAGGCAGCUGCCUGUGGGAUUGAUGUUGAGGAGUUGCAGAAAGAGUGGCAGCAUCAGGAGCCUGAAUAGGGCAUUCUUUUUAUGA
Molecule: messenger RNA, 999 nt
Organism: Penicillium cinerascens
Lineage: Eukaryota; Fungi; Ascomycota; Eurotiomycetes; Eurotiales; Aspergillaceae
Product: HpcH/HpaI aldolase/citrate lyase family protein
Exons: 3
Coding region: 1-999 (332 amino acids)
Biological process (GO): oxaloacetate metabolic process
Molecular function (GO): magnesium ion binding; catalytic activity
Source: RefSeq, a predicted model, not a curated record